Messenger RNA from Somion occarium, 2740 nucleotides. The record is from the annotation of a GenBank genome assembly. NCBI's taxonomy places the organism in Eukaryota, Fungi, Basidiomycota, Agaricomycetes, Polyporales, Cerrenaceae.
AACUUGAACUAAGUUCAAGUUGAGCCAACUCACUUCAGACGACAACAGUGUGCCGCUCUACUCAUCGAAUGAACCUUUCCAUCAUGAGGGCGUUCAACCACGGAGCGCUGAAAUCGCGGAUGUCACUAACAUCCCAAUUGCUGGCAUUUACGAUGCCGCCCUUCAAAUGGACGUUCAAUAAUACUGCCGUGCUGGCACAACAUCUUUGCGUAGUGGUACCAGGACGUUCUCAACUCGCCCUCCACAUUAUCAAGAUCCUCCAGGAUCUGACGAAGUUUGGCUUGGUGGCGUUCCUAUAGGGGGAGAGACAAUGCCAGAACAACCAGUUUUUGUCACGCCGCUCAUUGGUCUCGUUGAAUUCGCUCUGGCCAGGUAGAAGAUGACAUUUUUCGUUCGAGAUGGCAGAUGCGUCUCUGUUGCCAACUGCCAGCCUUCAGAUUUCAACAAAAAUUCGCAUUGCUCAGAUCAUUUGUUGGGCACUCUUUCGGGAUUCUUUCGAGGUCUAUCCGAGCAUACUGGUUGAUCGUUUAAAAUCUUUGACGACAACGAAAUACACACUUUCACAUGGAUUUUUUUUGGCAGCGGUUUCAUUUAUUGCAUACAUACACGCGUACCUUCGUUAUGUUUCUGGCCCGACGAAGCCGCCUAAUUAGAGCGGUGUAUGUGGACCUGAUGUCGUACACAUCCGCACAGAAAGACCUUUGCAGCUUCACAUCUCAGGCCCCUUCGUAGCAAAAUCGCAUAACCGCCUACUAAUCCUGAACCAGGACUUGAUUUCUCUCUCAUAUCAAUUCUUCGACGGUCUCUGGUUUUUUCCUGCCCGAUCAUUCAAAACGUCACUGUCCUCCGCGGCUGACGUCCCUCCAAAGAGACGCCGCGAUCAAAGUUCCUUCUAUUUCAACUCUCCAUCUCUAAAACGUACCCAAGAGUCUAUGUCUAUAAUGGCGCAUUUAUUUCGUAGGGAUGGAUGUCGAUAUGUUGCGUCCUCUUUGGACCCAACUUCAGCCAUUUUGAACCUACCAAUUAGCAUUUCCCCUCUGUAUGACUUCUUGUCACGGGAAGGGAUUGUACGAUCAUCAGCCCUUGUGCCCUGAGUAGGCAUAAGGGCUGAUGAUCGUACGUACAACCCCACCCUCUUCCACAUCCUUCCAUCUUUUCCACAGGAGCCUUUCAACGCCAUUCACCAAGAAGUUGCUCAUAUAGCGAGCGUAUCCUCUAAAUUAAUGCAGAGGCCGAGAGGCCACGAGGAUGAAGAUACCACUGGUUGUUCAGACAGUAUGGUUGCAAGAAGUGACAGUGAUCAAUAUCCUGAAACUUGAAGAGGUCUUAUAAUCCCUGCACAUCCCCUUAUCUCACCCCGCCUUCCCAAUCUCUCCAGUAAUUGUAGAGUGGGGGUCCUCUUGACACCAUUGUGUUCUGCAUCAGCAUGCCUCCGCUACAUUCGCCUUGGUUUUUGACAAUCGAAGAGGGGACCACCGAAACACUGCGUCUUACCGUGUCACCGACUGAUAACAUAACCAGCAUCACCCCUCCUUCUAGCAUGACCCCCACUGAGCAACCUUCUACCACAAGCUCCAUCCCGGAGCCUCCCACGGUCACUACUACAACCUCCAUUACGGACCCUCCUGCCACAUUCCCUACCACAGAGCCUCCCUCUAUGCCACCUCCCUCCUCAGAGCUCCCUACGAUGUCCCCUACAGUGGAUCCUCCCACCGCGCAGCCUCCUACGACACAGUCCACUCCUCUACCACCUACCCUUUUCCCCACCGAUCUGCCUCUCUCCACCUCUACCAUUUUGAGUGUUACAAGCAAUACACCCACGACGUUUCUGCCGACCUCACUGACACCAGACCAUUUCUCCAUCUCGGCGACUACACUGACGCUUACCCCUGGUUCAAUUACUUCGUCGUCCUUGUUGAUUACACCUACAGGUGGAAACAUAAUUUCCCCAGUACGCCCGCGUACCUCGCUCGGUACAGCGACGUUAGCUGCCAUUACGCUUGGUAUCAUCGUAUUCCUGCUGGCCACAUUCUGUAUCUGCGCUGUCCUCCGCAGGCGGAAGAGGAGGGCAGACAUGCAAGGUCUUACCAAUCCUCUGAUAAUAGACUCGAGCGCCGGGGCCACCUGGCCCAGUAUGAGUGGUGCCAAGGAACCUUUGAUGGGCUCGCAACAUGAGGAUACACCUCAAGCGCAAUUCAGGUCUACUGGGGUACAUACCACCGACUCGCAGGAUGGCGUGGAUAUCCAACGAUUUACGUAUGGAACCUCACAUCUCGAACGGACUCCCGAAACAGAUCGAACUAUAAACUCGGCAUACUAUGAUGGUCCAGAUAGUCACGCAAUCAUUCCGCAUCCCCGCGCGACGUUAUACUCACCAAACCGCUCCCAAAUUGACAAUGCUCCGCAGCGUAGUACUCCAUCAACGUGGAGUCCAGUUAGUGGUGCAACCGUCAGGACUCUAGGGCGUUCGAUGACCCUCGCCAGCCUUGGUACUAUGUCUUCACAUAGUAACAGGAGCUCCAUAACCCAACCCCCUUGUUAUAAAGAUACCCCGGCAUCUGAUGAAGUCCGACUUGCUGGUGGGCCAAUUAGGAGAACGACAGCGGGAGAAGUAGCUCGCGACAGUGCAGCUCGUUAAUCUGAUGUUUUGUCUCCAUUCUUUGCGAUCCUGAUGCUCCUCGGGUUCGCCUGCCAGUAUAAUUCUAUUUACAUGUCAUACGUCGUGUACGUAUUAUGUCGU